GCACCGACAGUAGAUAAUGUUAAACUUCUGAAGAUGGCCCUUGACUUGAUCCAGAAAAAAGGUUUUAAUAUGACCAAGAAGGCGAUGAAGUUUAGCUUCAAUCCAGGAAUGACACAAUGCACACGAAGAUGACAACCCCAUCAUCCUCGUUUACUCAUUCGAUCAAGUCAUUCACAGUGUGGACUUGAAAGGCAUGGAGAUGCAGCAUUCUGCUGAUGGAGGUCAAGUUGUGUUGGAAGUCGGAAGGGAUCACAAGAGAAAUGAACCAACAGGCUCAGACUCUUCAGCUGGCCACACCCUCAUCAAGAGAAAAUCACUCAGUAGGUCAGUUCUUUCCAAACCCAAGUCGAGAUUCGGUGAAACAUUACCAAUUAUGCAUGAAGAGAGUAGGGAGGAGUCCCCUAAUGGCAUUUCAUUGGUUAGGACUAAGUCUUCCUCCUCUGCGAGGAUUGCAUCGCCGCCGUUGACUCCAGGCAGAACGAAAGAUGAGGAGGAGGAGGAUGAAGAGAUAUACAACAAGGUUAGAUUGAGUAGAACUAAGCGUAGCAAAGUGAACAAGAAGGUCUUGGUUGAGUUUCUUGUUUUUCUGUGCAUUUUGAGUUGUUUACUGGCUAGCUUGACUGUUCAUGAACUAAGGCAUUCUUUGGUUUUGGGGUUGAAAAUUUGGAGAUGGUGUGUGCUUGUCAUGGUAGUAUUGUGUGGCAUGUUGAUGACAGGUUGGGUUACGAAUUUCCUCGUUUUUGUGAUCGAGCGCAACUAUUUGCUUAGGAAGAAAGUGUUGUAUUUUGUUUAUGGAUUGAAGACGAGUUUUCAGAUUCUCUUGUGGUGGACUCUGGUUCUUCUCACAUGGCUACUCUUGAUCAGACGGGGGUUCAGACGGGGGCUUCAGCAAUCACAAAUCUCUGAUCAGAUUGUCACUUACAUCACUCGAAGUAUUAUUGCACUUGUUAUUGGGGCAUUUUUGUGGCUGCUGAAGACUUUAUUUGUUAAGAUCAUAUCAUCUAAAUUCCAUGUGAUCUGGUACUUUGAUAGAAUUCAAGAAUCAUUAUUCCAUCAGUAUGUACUUUCAGUAAUUUCAGGACCUCCACUAAUGAAGGAAGCUUAUAAACUAUCACAAAGCAGUGGCAAACUGAGUUUCAGAGGGACUAAAGAGGCAGACGCAGAAGGGAAGGAGAAAGAGGUCGUUGACAUGGCAAAGGUUAAAGAACAUGGAGCGAUGAUGGAUUUCUUGGUAAAUAUAGUAACUAAUUCAGCUUUAUCCACGGUUUCUCAAAAAAUGGAAGAUCUGGGUGAUGAAGAGGGAGAAAAUGAGAUUACCAGCGAGGCAGAAGCAACUGCCGCUGCCUAUGACAUAUUCCUUAACGUUGCUCGACAUGGUGCCAAGUACAUUGAGAAGGAAGAUCUGUUGAGGUUCAUGACAAAGGGAGAGGUAGAUGUUGUAUGGCCGUUUUUUGACGUCGCAAUGACCGGACAAGUUGACAGAAAAUUUCUAACAGACUGGGUGGUGAAGGUCUACACUGCUCGCAAAGCAUUAGCUCAUGCACUGGCUGAUACCAAGAUAGUUACAGCGCAAGUCGACAAUCUUGUGACUAGCAUUGUGCUUAUUAUCAUCAUCGUCGUCAGCCUUCUAGUUGUGGAGGUUGCAACCACAAGCUUUUUUGUCUUCCUAUCAUCACAGCUCGUAUUAGCGGCUUUUGCUUUCGGAAACACUUGCAAGAAUGUAUUUGAAUCUAUCAUGUUUCUAUAUGUGGCACAUCCAUAUGAUGUUGGAGACUGCAUCGUUUUUGAAGGCGUUCCGAUGAUAGUUGAGGAGAUGAACAUCUUUACUACUGUUUUCUUGAAACUCAGUAAUAACGAGAAGGUGUAUUAUCCAAAUUCAGUUUUAUCUGCAACAUCGAUCAGCAAUUACUCCAGAAGUCCAGAUAUGAAAGAUGUAGUGGAGUUCUCAAUUGCCUUAACACCAGUGGAGAAGAUAACCCAGUUGAAAGAGAAAGUAAAGGAAUACAUCGAAGGGAAGCCUCAAUAUUGGUAUCGAAAACACAAUGUGGCGGUUAUUGACAUACAAGAUGUUGAUAAGUUAAAGAUGGCCGUAUAUUGUCAACACAAAAUGAACUUUACAGAUUUUGAGGAGAAGAAUUUGCGUAGAGCUGAGUUAAACUUCGAAUUGCUGAAAAUUCUUGAAGAGCUUAACAUCACAGUAAUAUCAGCUGUCCUCCCAAAUAGUGAAUCUCACUCAAACUAAAUAAUAUGCAAUUAAUUAAUUAGCACUUAUUUUGCUUCUUCAAGGAGGUCCAAGUCAACCUGAUGUUCGGUUAGAAACUCAGUUCAAUACUUUCAUCAACCUCUAAACGAAUGAGGCUAGGUAAUUGAUCAGGUCUGUAUGCUAUGCUGUACUAGCUAGUCACUGCUAUUGCUACAUUCAUUCUGUAAAACCUCAAGGGUGUGCUAAUAAUCCAUGGCUGUUGUUCAUACUUAAUUUUCUGAUAUAGUGUUCGAAUCUAUUGUCA
Molecule: messenger RNA, 2507 nt
Organism: Argentina anserina (silverweed cinquefoil)
Lineage: Eukaryota; Viridiplantae; Streptophyta; Magnoliopsida; Rosales; Rosaceae
Product: mechanosensitive ion channel protein 10-like
Exons: 5
Coding region: 194-2242 (682 amino acids)
Biological process (GO): monoatomic anion transport; transmembrane transport; detection of mechanical stimulus
Cellular component (GO): plasma membrane
Molecular function (GO): mechanosensitive monoatomic ion channel activity
Source: RefSeq, a predicted model, not a curated record